This is a messenger RNA of Phragmites australis (common reed), 2473 nucleotides long. Its product is annotated as pentatricopeptide repeat-containing protein At1g77360, mitochondrial. Bases 197 to 1651 code for a protein of 484 amino acids. The record is from RefSeq and is a predicted model, not a curated record. NCBI's taxonomy places the organism in Eukaryota, Viridiplantae, Streptophyta, Magnoliopsida, Poales, Poaceae. The transcript has 2 exons. Gene Ontology annotation, molecular function: protein binding.
UCCUCGCAUUCACUUCACGAAUUCACGAUUUGGUGGUAGCGGCGCCGCGCCGGUCAGACGCCGCCGGCUACGGCGGAGCAAGACAAAGCCCUUUACGGCUUCGCCUCUCCUAGUGUCUGUCCCACGGUGAGGCGGCGAGUCGCUGGGAUUAGCGACGAGCUCGGUCACAGCGGAGUCGGCGGGUGCCCGUAGCGAAAUGGGUGGCUCUCGCCACACCUGGUUGGAGGCACGCAAGGUGUUUGUAAGAAUGCUUAACAGUGGAGGUUGUGCCGCUGACGUCCCGGUGGACGCCUCCGACCCUGCCAAGCGCCUCUGCAAGCUCAUCAUCUCCUGCCGGAAGGCCUCCGCGCUCGAGCACGAGCUAAACCACAGCGGCAUCCGCGUCACGCCGGAGGUAGCGGAGCGCGUCCUGGCGCGCCUCGACAACGCCGGCAUGCUCGCGUACCGCUUCUUCGAGUGGACGCGCAGGCAGAAGAGGGGAGGGUGCGCCCACACCGUCCGCUCCUACCACACGGUGGUCGCGUCCCUCGCCAAGAUCAGGCAGUACCAGCUCAUGUGGGACGUCGUGGGCGUCAUGCGCCGGGAAGGCGUGGCCAAUGUCGAGACAUUCGGCAUCAUCAUGCGCAAGUAUGCACGAGCGCAGAAGGUUGACGAGGCGGUUUACACGUUCAACAUUAUGGAGAAGUAUGGCGUGGUCCCCAACCUCGCUGCGUUCAACAGCUUGCUCGGCGCACUGUGCAAGUCGAAGAACGUGCGCAAGGCGCAGGAGAUCUUUGACAAGAUCGAUGGUCAAUUCACUCCUGACGCCAAGACCUAUAGCAUUUUGCUUGAGGGCUGGGGGAGAGCACCCAAUCUCCCAAAGAUGCGAGAGGUCUACAGUGAGAUGCUUGACGCUGGUUGCCAACCUGACAUCGUCACGUAUGGCAUCAUGGUUGAUGCACUCUGCAAGACAGGCCGUGUUGAGGAGGCUGUCCAUGUUGUGCAGGACAUGGGCUCUAGAGGGUGCCAACCGACAACCUUCAUAUACAGUGUGUUAGUGCAUACUUACGGCGUUGAGAUGAGGAUCGAGGAUGCUGUCGCAACAUUUUUGGAUAUGGAGAAGGAUGGGAUUGUGCCUGAUGUUGUUGUGUACAAUGCACUCGUCACCGCCUUCUGCAAAGUGAAAAAAUUUGAUAAUGCAUUUAGAGUCAUCGAUGACAUGGAAGGCCAUGGAAUCACCCCGAACUCAAGGACCUGGAACAUCAUCCUAAACAGUCUGAUUAGCCUUGGGAAGGAUGAUGAGGCAUACAGGGUCUUUCGCAGAAUGAUCAGGCACUGCCAACCAGACUCUGAUACUUACACCAUGAUGAUAAAGAUGUUCUGUGAGAAUGAUAAGGUAGAGAUGGCACUGAAGGUAUGGAAGUAUAUGGGGUUGAAGCAGUUUCUGCCGAGCAUGCAUACAUUCUCCGUGCUGAUCAAUGGGCUGUGUGACAAGGGUGAGGUUAGCCAAGCUUGUGUUCUGCUUGAAGAUAUGAUAGAGAAAGGCAUUAGACCUCCUGGUUCGACAUUUGGCAAGCUGAGGCAGCUGCUUCUGAAAGAAGGAAGGAAGGAAGUGGUUGACUUUCUUGUUGAGAAAAUGAAGAUCCUCAUUCAAGAACCUUUGUUUGAUUGAUCAUUCACCUCAUCUAAUGGGUUCAUGCAUUGUAAAGUGCCACUCUAGCAUAUGCAGCUUAUAUUUAGGCAUUAUGGGUGAAUGCUCCCGGUUGUAGGAUGACAGGAGGCCCAACUAAGCCCUGGCCUUGUUAUUAACGUCUCACUCAUUCAUCACUAUCAAACAUCGCAUGCCCGAAAUGCUGAAGUGCUGAGAGGAUAGCUCUUUGGCAACAUGUUGUAUUGUAGUAAGCCUGAGACUUGAGUCCUGUAAAAGAGAUGAACUACAUGUGGUCAGUGGAUCCAGAGGAGCUGUCAGGCGCAAGAACCCUGCAAGAACCGGUGUCAAGCACGAGUGUGCAUCUUCUGAACUCAAAAGCUUUCGUGAGUACUUUGAUCUAUAAAAUGGGCACUGCGUAUAACAAGGAGGUGCUUGAGUAUGAAUGUAAUGGUUGGAGCAAGUGAGCAACGGUUGCAAAGAUAAUUAAGUCUUGACUGCUAUGUAGUUCGAGCUCCAUGAAAGUGUGGAACGAUGCUGUUGAAGAUGUUUCUUUCCAAAAGGAGACGUUUAAGAAGAAGGUGAAGGAAAUUACUGAGCUCAUGAAGGCUUUGGACAGCGUGUUCGGUGUUCCUGUGCUGAUAAGAAAGGUAAAAACAAGUGACUUGCUAAUGUUUUUUUCUACUGAAUUGAAAUGUCCAUGUUACAUGUGACCUUAGCCAAUAUCAUGUUCUCUCUCUCUCACUCUCUUUUGUAAAAAAGCGACAUUUUCCUUUGUAAAGCUGGAUGAAAGAUGUAGCAAGGUGAGUUACGUUUACCGAACAAGAAGGUAUUUCAUGCGACAAA